AUGUCGCACCCAUCCGCUUCAAUGGCUCGACGGCUUCUCUGCCAGUCUCCUGCUGCGUUCUUCCGUCAUUGCCGGUCCAAUGCGUGUCAGAGUUCGGUCCGCUGUUCCAGUGCAGUUGCCGCUCCUCAGAGAACUUAUCAUAGCGCACGACAACUUCCAAGCUUACAACGUCUCGAAAAGUCGUCAUUUUUAUAUUUGUUUGUUAUCCCACGCCCUAACGGUCAGGCUCGGCCUUUUAAAACCGCUACACCUACAUGCGCAACGACUGUUCUGCAAAAUCCAAGGUUGGAUGAGCAUGGAAAUGAGAUGACCAUUGAAAUCUCCGAUAGAGCAGCAAAGCGCCUCCAACAGAUAACUUCCUCAUCCUCUAAGUCCAUGUCCGGCCAGAACCCUCCUCAACACAACCAUCUUCGAGUCUCCGUGACCUCUGGCGGCUGCCAUGGUUUCCAGUACCUCAUGUCCCUAGAACCUUCUACAGCAAUCGAAAACGACGUGGAUACCAUAUUUGCCUCGCAAGAUUCACCUGGAUCUGCUAAGGUGGUGAUGGAUGAAGCAAGCCUGGAGUUGUUAAAGGGGAGCACAGUUGACUAUACUACAGAGCUGAUUGGAAGCCAGUUUAAGAUUGUAGGUAAUCCAAGAGCGAAGAGCAGUUGUGGAUGCGGGACGAGUUUCGACAUUGAGGAUUGA
Molecule: messenger RNA, 687 nt
Organism: Endocarpon pusillum Z07020
Lineage: Eukaryota; Fungi; Ascomycota; Eurotiomycetes; Verrucariales; Verrucariaceae
Exons: 2
Coding region: 1-687 (228 amino acids)
Biological process (GO): iron-sulfur cluster assembly
Cellular component (GO): mitochondrion
Molecular function (GO): iron ion binding; 4 iron, 4 sulfur cluster binding; 2 iron, 2 sulfur cluster binding
Source: RefSeq, a predicted model, not a curated record